GCUGACCCUUAAACCCAGAAUGUCAUACUCUUAAACGUCAGCAAGACUCAAUUGUAAGAAUUAGAAGAGAGGAAAAGGAGGGGGGAAACUUUAACCAAAGAAGGAUAGAUGGGGCUUAUGCAUCCAGGGAGGAAAGCAUCGGAGGAGACACCCCUUCCUACUGCUUCAAUGCUAUUGGGCAGCUGAGUUUCCUCUGCAUAUAGAAUAGCUUGCCUCUUCCAACAUCAGCACUAGCUUUCCAUUUCCCUCUCCUUUCUCUCACACAUACAAGCCCCCAACUACUUCACAGAGAGCAGCUAAUCCGCCUCUCUCACACUCCGUGCCGGGCUUUCUUCUGAAUAGAUGGAGGAUCAGCAUCAUCCUUUCUCCCAUCCAUGGGGCUCAGGUAGUCCCAUUGCCUCUGGAUCGGACAGCAUCUCCUUUUCUUAGAAGGGAGAGGACCACUUUGAUUUUUUGGAACAUAUGGACAGAGGAGCCAAGAGCCAGAAGACCUGUUGACCUAUCAAAAGGAGCAGACUUCAUCAAGCAGUCAGGGAGAUGUCCGCAAGCCCAGCAGCCAACAGUUCAUCUUCCUCUUUAGUCCUGGGGGAAAGCACAGUGCGUAACAUUGUAAAGAUCAUCACCGGUGUGAUCUUCAGCUUUAUCCUCCUGGCUGGAGUGACCGGGAAUGGGAUAGUUUUGUGGGUCACUGGCCUGAAACUCCGCUGGACAUCCAACACGGUCUGGUUCUUCAACCUCGCCUUGGCUGACUUGGCCUCCACCUCCCUGAUUUUUGUGACCAUCCUGUACUUGGCCUUGGAUCUGCACUGGCCCUUUGGAUCCGUGGCCUGCAAGGUGGCCAACUGCCUCUUUGGGCUGAGUGUGUGCAGCGGUGUGCUCCUGCUCAGUUCCAUUAGUGUGGACCGCUGUGUCCUCGUGGUGGCUCCUGUCUGGUGCCAAAACUACCGCACUCCCCGCCUCACCUGGGGGGCGUGUGGGUUGCUCUGGCUGCUCUCCUUGGCUUUCUUUGUCCCCAGCUGCUACUUCUUCACUGAGGUCUCACUCGAAAAGAACAACCGGAGCUCCUGCAACAACCUGGAUGUCUUCCAGGACUGGCAGGAAGCUGAGGUCCUCACCAUUUGCAUCUUUCUCUACCAGUUCCUCCUACCCUUAUUGGUCAUCUCCAUCUCCUACACAAUCUUGGUGGUGACCAUGCACAAGAAGAAGCUCAACAAAUCCAGCAAGCCUUUCUUGGUGGUCACCAGAGUGGUCUUCUGCUUUUUCUUGUGUUGGCUGCCCUAUCAUGCCUUCGCUUUGGCAAGGAUCUCCAUGGACACGGUGCCAGAUGCCAUGCGCCUGGUAGCCAUCCCCCUCUCCAAGUGCCUUGCCAUGUUCAAUAGCUGCAUCAACCCUUUGCUCUAUGUCUUUGUGGGGCAGGAGUUCCAGGAUGCAGUAAGGAGGUCCUUGCUGCAGGUCUUCAGGACAGCUUUUGAGGAGGCACCCAUGGCAGCCAAUCUCUGAGAAGCAAAGGGAAGUCCAGGUUCUUGAGAUCUCAUUAGUGGGAGGAAAACCAUUCUUCUGAUUAAGAUACAACUAAUCACAGAGUAGCAUUUUGCUACUAGCCAGUGCCACUCUAUUGGAGAAGACAGAAAACCCACUGUAAAGAAGUGGGGAACCUGCAGUCCUGUAGGUAUUAUUGUACUACAUCACCCAUCAUCCCUGACCAUUGACCACACUUCUGGGACUGAUGGGGAGUGGAGUGCAAUAAUAUCACAGGGUCCACUGGUUCUCUUAACACCAAGCCCAUCUCUACUGUGCAUCACUUACAGUCUGGAUCAAGCUACUGUGAAGCCGAAACCUACAAAAUUAAUAUAUAUUUAUUUUUCAAAAACUUCAGAAAGCAUCAGCAUUAUUGAGUUUCUGCAAGUGAUAGGAAGAACCGAGAACUGUGCUUUGGAAGUUCACUUCCAACAAAUGAACUCAGGCUCCUCACUUUGCACUCCUGAGAUUUCUCCCAAGACGACCCAUCCCUCUUCAAGCGUAGCAAUGCAAGGGCUAGUGAACUGACUUUUAAAAAGACAAGAAAACUGAAAGUCAUAGGACUUUCAUAGUGUCACAGGAUGCCACCAUUAUGCUAUUUACACAGAGAAACUCUGAAAAUGGGCAGAUCUGAUGAAAAGAGACUUCUGAACCAGCAUUAAUGCCAGCCUCUUGGUCUGAAUGCACAAUGCAACCCUAUCAGGUUGACUCUGUAGUAAAUCCAUUGAAUACAAUGGGAAUGGCCUCCUGGCAAGUGUGUGAGAUUGCAGUCUUAAGCUUGCAUCCUUCCCCUCUCUGCCUUAUCUUAGUCUCAUAACCUGGCCACUCUGUUCCAUUGUGUGGAAUUAGUAAAGGAGAGACACACCUAUGCCUCUAUACUACUCUGCCUUUGAAAAUAGUCAUCAAGGCAAGAUCAAUGUAUUUCACCGCAAAAAAAAUCUAACCAACCACUUAAAUUGUAUAUGAUGUGCCCCAAAACCUAUUUUAAAAGUGCAUUCCUAUAAGUCAGUUCACUCUUUUGGUAGAUUAUACAUUCAUGGGGCACUCAGGGGAGUGUGGAGGAGCCCAGGGCUGCAAAAAUAGCCUUAGAUGGCAAUAUAUAUUACCCUAGGAUCUACAGAAACCACCAAUUUCUGAAGAUUGUGGCUCAACAUUAACCAUAGCUGCAGUUGUUUUGCUUUGUAUGGACCCUCUAAACACCAGCAGUUUAGUCAGUAAACAUUUUCAUCCUUGUGCCUGAAACUGAAAAAUAAGCAGGGCAGGUAUAAAGGCUGGAGAACAUCCAAGCAUCCUGAAGUUUGUAUCAAAUGAAGGUAUUAGAAUCAUCUGAAACAUCGCCUGUGUGGCUUUCUUAGCUUUGAAACUGCCCAGUGCAUUUGUGUUUUGCUUUGGCUUUUACUUCCAUCAAGAGGGCUAGGAACUUGAUUUUUAUGAAAGGGGCAAAUGACAAUUGGUCAAACAUCCUAAUUUUUUUUUUGUAUCAGGAACAACUUGAGAAACUGCAAGUCACUUCUGGUGUGAGAUAAUAGACUGUCUGCAAGGACAUUGCCCAGGGGACGCCCGGAUGUUUUUGAUGAUUUUACCUUCCUUGUGGGAGGCUUGUC
Anolis carolinensis (green anole) is the source of this 3122-nucleotide messenger RNA. Its product is annotated as chemerin-like receptor 1. Gene Ontology annotation, molecular function: N-formyl peptide receptor activity; complement receptor activity. Gene Ontology annotation, biological process: phospholipase C-activating G protein-coupled receptor signaling pathway; positive regulation of cytosolic calcium ion concentration; complement receptor mediated signaling pathway. Bases 538 to 1500 code for a protein of 320 amino acids. Lineage: Eukaryota; Metazoa; Chordata; Lepidosauria; Squamata; Anolidae. The transcript has 2 exons. The record is from RefSeq and is a predicted model, not a curated record. Gene Ontology annotation, cellular component: plasma membrane.